Messenger RNA from Linum trigynum, 315 nucleotides. The record is from the annotation of a GenBank genome assembly. Lineage: Eukaryota; Viridiplantae; Streptophyta; Magnoliopsida; Malpighiales; Linaceae.
AUGGUCCCAGAAUCGCCACCGACGGGCGGCCACGGCAUCGCCUUCGUCAUCUCCCCCACCACCGACUUCACCCACGCCGUUGCCAGCCAGCACCUGGGUCUCUUCAAUUCCACCAACAUGGGCAGCGAAUCAAACCACGUCGUCGACGUAGAGCUCGACGCGAUGCGCAACCCCGAUUUUCAGGACAUCGACGACAACCACAUCGGGCUCGACCUCAACAUCCUGAUCUCCACUCCUUCCGCCCCGGUCUCCUACGUCUCCGACGCCGACGGCGUCAACCGAACCCUUUGCCUGCUCUCCGGCGACCAGAUCUAG